GUGGCAAAAAUCUACAGAGUAAAUGUUGAAAAAAAAAAUAACAAAAAUAGGAAAAGUCAGUAGCUAUGAUGUUACGUUUUUUUCGCGUACGUUUCUCGAAGCGCAAUACAAACCUUACUCUGGUUUCCCGAGAGGAUAUUGCGCAAAACGUUAUCAGAGGGUCACGCACUGUCUGUUUGAUCUAGAUGGAACUAUUCUCAAUUCCGAGGUAACAUACCAUAAAAUGUUAAAAGACGUCUGUGCGAAAUAUGGAAAAAGGUAUACAAAGGAAUUAGAGAAAAGGAACUAUGGCUCGACUGACAGUGAAAUAUGCCGCAAUGUGGUCAAAGAAUUACAACUUGGGAUAUCACCUAAUCAGUUGGAAUGUGAGAUGAUCGAACUGUCAGAGAGGACGCUCCCAAAGGCACCUUUACAAGCAGGUGCGGAGCGCCUCUUGACGCACCUCCACGACACCGGGAUCCCGUUGGCGCUGGCCACCAACUCCUCGCGGCGGGCGGUGCGGCUGCACGCGGCUGCCAGACCCAAACUCUUCGGAAUGUUCCACCAUUGGGUAUGUGCAACGGAUCCCGGCGUGGACCGGGGCAAGCCCUUCCCCGACAUCUACCUGUACGCCGCCUCCCUGUUCCCGGACAAACCGAAACCCGCAAAGUGUCUCGUCUUCGAAGAUUCGACUGUCGGAUUAGAAGCAGCUUCCUCUGCCGGAAUGCAGGUCGUCAUGACACCGCCACGACACCUUGCACCGGAGUAUUCUAAAAAAGCGACCCUCAUCAUCAAGACUCUCCUGGAAUUCAAACCUGAAAUAUUCGGACUCCCCCCAUUUACUGGGAAACCAGAGUACCCUACGAAAAAGCAGCCAAAAAUGUACUAUUAGACAUUAACAAACUUAAUUGAUAGUAAGUAGCGAAUCAAUAUCACGUACCAAUCAUUUGAAUUCGCGGAACAAUCUAUUGAAUACAACGAAUCAAUUACUUGAAUUCAUUGAAGCAAUCAUAAUAAUAUACAAAAACACCAUGCAAUAGAUAUUUUCAUCUAUUUAAAAAUAUACCAAUCUAUCUUAUAUUGAAGAUAGAGAUUGGUAUUUAUUAGUUUAUAAUAUUUGGAUGUUGUUUUGCGAUCCAGUAUUGAGCUUGAUACAUAAUUAUAUUUGAAAUCUUUAUCAUAAUACUGCGCCUGGCCUUCCCGGCUGGGUGCAGGCUCUUAGACUACUUGUUUCCCAGCCGAAGGCGACAGAAUCGUCAAAACAACAAAUUUAGACUGAAACAUUAACUCACAUAUUUCAAUUUAAACAAUAAGCAAGUAAUUUAUUGCAAUCCAAAUGGUUUUAGGCCGUAAAGCAUAUUCUCAUUUCACGUGUCAAGUAAAGAGUGCUCGUGGCUAAGUAACAGCCGCACAAUUCGAUCGCUCACCGGUUAAGCCAGGCUUAACGCGGUCGGUCAAACGAUGGGUUACCAUAUCGCUGUCAUAACGAGUUUCUCAAUGUUUGAAUGCACGGUAAACUGUGCUCGUGUGACAUAUGUACAUCUUUAACGGUUAUUUCUUGUAUCAGAAGCCAACAAGAUAACGUGUUGCCCAGGUAACUGGGUUGAGGAGGUCAGAUAGGCAGUCGCUCCUUGUAAAACACCGGUACUUAGCUGAAUCCGGUUAGACUGGAAGCCGACCCCAACAUAGUUGAGGAAGAAGACUCCAUUAAUCAAUACAUAUUUGGGUUAUACUCGAGAGAAUCAGCCAUUGUUAACUGGACGAUAUGUAAUUUAAUUAUGGCUAUGGGUAUCUAUGAAUUCGUUCUUAUUAAAAAGUAUUAAAUACGUUUCUGUACUUAUAAAAGCUUGAAUAUUAUAGGUACAAUAGAAACAUUAGACUGCAAAACAUAAUUCUUCUUUGCCACCCCAAAGAAAAAUAUAAUAUUGCCGUUUAAAUUGUUUUCUUGUACCUAUUAAGUUUAUUUUGUACAGAUACUAAAUUAUGUUAUACUUAAUUGCGUUUACGACUAAAAUAUGUAAUUUAAUCGCGUGAAAUAUUAAUUACUACGUAUAAAGCGAAUUAAAUUUAAACUGAAUAUUUUUGAUAAACGCUUUUAACUAAGAAUAAUUAGUAUUAGAUAACCAUACGACCAUAAUCAUAACCUAUUUCAAAUUGACAAUUAUUGAAUUGUAAGUUAAAUUGGAAUAUUCAAUUGAAAUUACCAAAUAUGUUGAAUAUUUAUAAUUUAAUAUGUCUACAGUA
Trichoplusia ni (cabbage looper) is the source of this 2223-nucleotide messenger RNA. Its product is annotated as pseudouridine-5'-phosphatase-like. The coding region runs from base 23 to 871 and encodes 282 amino acids. Lineage: Eukaryota; Metazoa; Arthropoda; Insecta; Lepidoptera; Noctuidae. Gene Ontology annotation, molecular function: phosphatase activity. The transcript has 8 exons. The record is from RefSeq and is a predicted model, not a curated record.